GAAGAAUAAGCCCGCGGCGGUGGCCCGGAGCCCGCGGCGCCGGUUCACCACGCUGAUCCUGUGUCUGGCCUUCUUGGGGCUGGGAACAACCACUGCUAUACUGGGACCCACGUUUCAAGAUCUGGCCACUAACGUGAACCGCAAUAUCAGCAGUCUUUCUGAAAUAUUUGUGGGUCGUGCUUUUGGAUAUUUGUGUGGCUCUAUGAUUGGAGGAGUUCUUUUGGACUGUAUGAAUCAGUUUUUACUUUUGGGGCUUUCCAUGCUAGCGACUACAGUUGGUCUUUAUCUCACUCCCUUUUGCAAGCAAGCAGUACUGCUGAUUGUCAUGAUGUCUGUCUUCGGGGUUUCAUUUGGUGCUCUGGAUACAGGUGGGAACGUGCUCAUCUUGGCUCUUUGGGGGGACAAGAGCCCCCCCCACAUGCAGGCCUUACACUUCAGUUUUGCCCUGGGCGCCUUCCUGGCUCCCCUGCUGGCUAAACUGGCGCUGGGCCCCACAGUGUCUGCUGACAACCACACAGAGCCCGACUUUCUCCCUGCAGCCCUCAAUGCCUCUUCUGAAGCCGCCUCAGACCCUCUACUCGCAGCUCCCCAUGACAUGAACUUACUGUGGGCUUAUGCUUCCAUAGGCACUUACAUUCUCGUAGUUUCUCUCCUUUUCUUUGCUCUGUUCUUCAUGAGAAGCUCAAGGCAGGGAAAAUCAACAGCCUCUGCUCAGCAAUCUCAAAGAGCUCAAUACCACAAGGCCCUUCUCUGUCUGCUUUUUCUGUUCUUCUUCUUCUACGUGGGGGCUGAGGUGACAUAUGGCUCUUACCUUUUCUCCUUUGCCACCACCCAUGUUGGCCUGGACGAGAGAGAAGCAGCUGGCUUGAACUCCAUCUUCUGGGGGACCUUCGCAGCCUGCAGGGGCCUGGCAAUCCUCUUUGCCGCGUGUUUACGCCCUGCCACCAUGAUUGUGUUGAGCAACAUUGGCAGCCUGGCCUCCUGUUUGUUUCUGGUGCUUUUUGACAGGAGCCCCCUUUGUCUCUGGAUAGCAACCUCCGUGUAUGGGGCCUCCAUGGCCACCACGUUUCCCAGUGGUGUUUCUUGGAUUGAGCAGUACACCACCAUCAGUGGCAAAUCUGCUGCAUUUUUUGUGAUUGGUGGUACUCUGGGAGAAAUGGCUAUUCCUGCAGUAAUUGGAAUUCUUCAAAGGCAAUACCCAGAUUUACCAGUAGUUCUGUACAUCUGUUUGGGGUCAGCAAUAUGCACUGCUAUUAUAUUUCCUGUGAUGUAUAAACUAGCUACCUUGCCUUUGAACCACCACAGAAAAAGAAACAGAAAGAACGAAGACCAGAAAGCAUUGCCGUCUAGUUUUGGGUUAUAAAGGAACAAGCUGAGGGCCCAGUGGCUCAGGCCUCCAUCCAAGAGUAGCUACAGUCCUAGUUACUCAGAAAAUUGUGAUCCAGGAUCACAGUUCAAAGCCAGGCCUGGCAGAAAAGUCCAGAGUUGUACAUGAACCAUCAUUGUGCACAAACCACAAUCUCUUGUCAUGAGUCUCCCUUGGCAUGUGGCUGGUUAGGUAUUCUUGCAUUGUAUCCAGCAUUAAGAGCAUUGGAUGAAGGCAUUUGUGGUUGAGAACUGGUGGUGCUAGAGAGGAGUGGAGUUGGAUUUUCUAAGUAAAUGAUUUGGCAUCCUUGUUCUGCCUGAGAACUGGGGAGAACAGUUUCAUGAAAGAGUGUCCUAGUAAGGGACAGAUUAUUUUUUAACUCAACACAGAGUUAGACUAAGGCAUAAGGGCUAAUACUAAGGGCUCAUUUUAAAAUUUUUCUAUAAGAAUACUUAAGAGGGCCUAAAAGACCUGUCUUGAAGAUGUGACUCUGCCAUGUAGGGCUACACUGCAGACCUUAUUCUACAGUAAUUUGUCUAAUUUUUACUGAUCUGUGAUCCUAGAAAUCAAAAUGAGUUGAUUCGCAAGUAGAAAGCCUAAAGUUUUAAAGUUUGUGUAAGAUGUCUGUUACAGCAGCCUCUUCUUUUCAAAUGGAAAUGUAACUAAAAUGAUCAUCGUCUUUUAGAUGAUGGUGCUGAUAGUGAAUGCAUGUCAAAUUAAUCUGCAUAAUGUUUAAUUCAUUCUCACAAAUGAUUGUCUGAAAAA
This is a messenger RNA of Dipodomys spectabilis (banner-tailed kangaroo rat), 2131 nucleotides long. Its product is annotated as sodium-dependent glucose transporter 1C-like. Bases 203 to 1363 code for a protein of 386 amino acids. The record is from RefSeq and is a predicted model, not a curated record. NCBI's taxonomy places the organism in Eukaryota, Metazoa, Chordata, Mammalia, Rodentia, Heteromyidae. The transcript has 4 exons.